Molecule: messenger RNA, 624 nt
Organism: Eimeria mitis
Lineage: Eukaryota; Apicomplexa; Conoidasida; Eucoccidiorida; Eimeriidae
Exons: 2
Coding region: 1-624 (207 amino acids)
Source: RefSeq, a predicted model, not a curated record
AUGAAUGCAUACGAUAUUGAUGUGUCAACCUGGUUCUCUAUCACUCUUCUUUCUCCCCUGGCUGGCCUGCCGACUCAUGGCCUCGCAGUUGCUGCGGGAGAUCCAAGCACGAUGGUGCAUAUCUUUGCAGCCGGGAUGAAUACUUGGAACGACGGCUCUAUAUAUCAUUUGGCUGCAGUGUGCAGCACCCUGGAUAUAUCUGUUCUUGGCCAGGGCAUCCGACAUGCCAAAGUGGUUUCCUCAGACAAUAGAAAGCAGACGGAAGAGCUGCAGCUGAAAGUAAACGAGCUGGUAGCCACCGUAAGAGAGGAGGAAAAAACACUUGGUUCUAUGAGCAGCAGAGUAGAUGAGCUCGCUGAGCAGUGGGAAGAUCUUACCCGCAGCAUAGAAGAUACCCACAGCAGUGUCAUGAAGCAGAUGGAACUGGUGCAGCAGCUAGAAGCACAGGCGGCAGCAUUCUCUGCUGAGCUAGCAGCAAGAGAAGCAGCAGCUACUGCAAAGUGUGAAGAACUGAACCGCCAAUUGGAAUACUUGCAGCUCAGAAUCGAUGAAACUGAACAGCUUUCACAAGUUGCAUCUUCUCGGCAGCAAUCUGCAAGUGAUGAUGGAGAUGAAGACGAAUAG